AUGGAGCAAACGGGCCUUCUUGACUUAGACAACCCAAUCCACAUGUUUGUGUUACAUUGGGUGUUUUUACAAAGAAUAAAUUAUGCUUUGCAUGAGUGGAUGGACAGUUUUAAUAACCACCCACUUUCAACUGAGCACAACUGGACACCAAACCAACUUUGGAUUAAUGGCAUGCUAAGAGAAGACAAUCCACUAGCUAUUGGGGGGCUUGAUGAUGACCCUCAUGAUACAAGGUUUUAUGGGGAAGACCUAGAUGGACCAACACCUUUCGAGGACAGUGAUAACUGUGUCAUAGUUUCAAAAGUUCAUAUACCAGGAAUUAAUUCAGAAGAACUAGUGUUUCAAUUAACACAAUCUAUUGAUGCUUUGAAGCUUUCAUCGUGUUUUGGAAUUGACAUUUUCAUUGAGGUCCUACAAUUUGUAGUACAGCUAAUAGAGCACGAGCAAAGUAGAUAA
Paramuricea clavata is the source of this 456-nucleotide messenger RNA. Lineage: Eukaryota; Metazoa; Cnidaria; Anthozoa; Malacalcyonacea; Plexauridae. The record is from the annotation of a GenBank genome assembly.